Scophthalmus maximus (turbot) is the source of this 2028-nucleotide messenger RNA. It is a transcript of the gene hacl1, whose product is annotated as 2-hydroxyacyl-CoA lyase 1. The coding region runs from base 121 to 1827 and encodes 568 amino acids. Gene Ontology annotation, biological process: fatty acid alpha-oxidation. The transcript is spliced from 17 exons. Gene Ontology annotation, molecular function: catalytic activity; magnesium ion binding; thiamine pyrophosphate binding. The record is from RefSeq and is a predicted model, not a curated record. Gene Ontology annotation, cellular component: peroxisome. Lineage: Eukaryota; Metazoa; Chordata; Actinopteri; Pleuronectiformes; Scophthalmidae.
GAAGUCGGAAGUGAUACAAACAGGGGUGGGUUCAGGGUGAAUUUACAAACGAGCAGUUUGUGACAGUUUUGUCCAAACUAGUUUGUCCUGCAGGUUCACGAGAGUUGUCUCUGAGGAGCCAUGGAGGACGUGACGGGAGCUCAGCUGAUCGCUGAGUCUCUAAAGGCUCAGAAAGUGGAGUACAUGUUCGGGAUAGUCGGUGUUCCUGUCAUCGAAGUGGCCAUGGCCGCUCAGGCUGCAGGGAUCAGAUAUGUGGGAAUGCGCAACGAGCAAGCGGCCUGCUACGCAGCCUCCGCCAUUGGAUAUCUCACAGGGAGACCAGGGGCCUGCCUGGUGGUGUCAGGACCUGGACUCAUCCAUGCGCUGGGUGGGAUGGCCAACGCUAACGUGAACUGCUGGCCUGUGGUCGUUAUUGGAGGCUCCUCCGAUCGCAACCAGGAAACAGCGGGGGCCUUCCAGGAGUUCCCCCAGGUGGAGGCAUGUCGCCUUUACAGCAAGUUCUCUGCCAGACCCAGCGGCCUGGAAGCCAUCCCCUCAGUGAUAGAGAAGGCAGUUCGAACCAGCAUGUACGGGCGUCCGGGUGCUUGUUACGUUGACAUUGCAGGGGACAUGGUCAACGCUAAAAUUGACAGGAGCAACGUCAGAGUUGUCUCCUGUUGUCCAGCCCCACCAGCGAGUUUGGCCGAGCACGGUGCGAUCGCCGAGGCCAUCUCUGUCUUGAAAGCAGCUAAAAGACCCUUAGUCAUCAUCGGCAAAGGAGCAGCUUAUGGUCGAGCAGAAGUUGCUCUGAGGGAGUUUGUGGAGUUGAGCGGUUUGCCGUUCCUGCCCACCCCCAUGGGGAAAGGAGUGCUGCCCGAUGAUCACCCCAACUGUGUGGCUGCUGCCCGCUCAAGAGCUCUUCUCCAGGCCGAUGCUGUCCUUCUGCUUGGAGCCAGGCUCAAUUGGAUUCUGCACUUUGGUCUUCCGCCAAGAUUUGACCCCGAUGUCAAAGUCAUCCAGGUUGACCUUUGUGCGGAGGAGAUGGGGAACAAUGUGAGGCCUGCUGCUGCUCUCCUGGGAGACAUCAAUGCUAUUGUCACUCAGCUCCUCCAGUGUGUCCAUAAUGAUGUGUGGAAAUAUCCCUCUGAUGCUGAGUGGUGGAGCACACUGAAGGACAAAAUUGCUGCAAAUGCAAAAAUAUCAAAGGCCCUCGCUCUGCGGUCAACGUUACCCAUGAGCUACUACACAGUGUUUCACCACGUCGCUCAGCUGCUGCCGCACGACUGCAUCAUCGUCAGCGAGGGGGCAAACACCAUGGACAUAGGACGCACCAUGUUGAACAACUACCUGCCCCGACACAGGUUGGAUGCUGGCACAUUUGGAACAAUGGGAGUUGGCCUCGGUUUUGCGAUAGCUGCCGCUGCCAUGGAGAGGAGCGAGAACAGAGGCAGGAGAGUCGUCUGCGUGGAGGGAGACAGUGCCUUUGGAUUUUCUGGCAUGGAGGUUGAAACCAUGUGCAGGUACAACCUACCCGUGGUCAUUAUCGUGGUCAAUAAUAAUGGUAUAUACAGCGGAGUGGAUCCUGAGACGUGGAAAGAAAUGGCAAAAAUGGGAGAUCUGACCUCUAUAGCCCCUCCAGUGACCCUCCUGCCCGAGGCACGCUACGACCAGAUCAUGACGGCGUUCGGAGGUCGAGGCUUCCUGGUGAGGACGGCGGAGGAGCUGCGCGGUGCCCUGCAGCUCAGCCUGAGUGACUGGGAGAGGCCGAGUCUCCUCAACGUGCUGAUCGACCCUUCCUCUGACAGGAAGCAGCAGGAGUUUCCCUGGCUCACACGCUCAAACUUAUAGACGUGAAGAGGGGCCCGCCUCCUCCUUCCUCCAGGACACUAUCAGAACAGCAGUGUUUCCUCUGGAAACUCAAACUGGGAAAGCAUACGGCUGUUUUGGGUUUUUUUCUGAUUGUUUCCAUGAAAUAAUUGAAUAUUUUUAAUGAUUCUUACUUGUUUAAAAUUAACUAAAUAAUGCCACAAUAAAAGUGUUUUACUCAAA